Molecule: messenger RNA, 1212 nt
Organism: Penicillium diatomitis
Lineage: Eukaryota; Fungi; Ascomycota; Eurotiomycetes; Eurotiales; Aspergillaceae
Product: U1 small nuclear ribonucleoprotein 70 kDa
Exons: 4
Coding region: 1-1212 (403 amino acids)
Biological process (GO): mRNA splicing, via spliceosome
Cellular component (GO): precatalytic spliceosome; U1 snRNP; U2-type prespliceosome
Molecular function (GO): U1 snRNA binding; mRNA binding
Source: RefSeq, a predicted model, not a curated record
AUGACGGACAAGCUGCCUCCGCCGCUUCUGGCGCUUUUUCAACCCCGGCCACCUUUGCGCUACAUACCUCCCUCAGAUCGCGCCCCGGAAGACUGCGGCAAAAGCUCAAUCUCUGGCGUUGCCCAAUUCCUCCCUGCUGCCAAGCAGUUCCAAGAGGAAGUCCCAUACAAUGCGACUGAAUGCUGGCUCCAGCGCAAGUGGCGAGAGAAGGUCGAAAAGAAGGAAGAAGUUGCGAAGAAGCUGACAGAGAGCUUGGAGCAUUAUGACCCUAAGGAGGACCCUCAAGCUCGAGGCGAUCCUUUUAGGACUCUUUUUGUUGCGCGUCUCAGCUACGAUGUAAAGGAGGCUGAUUUGGAGCGCGAAUUCGGUCGUUUCGGUCCUAUCGAGCGCAUCCGAAUCGUCAAGGAUACGAUUUCCCCAAAUGCAUCCAAGAAGCCCCAUCGCGGAUACGCUUUCAUUGUCUACGAAAGAGAGAAGGAUAUGAAAGCUGCGUACAAGGAAACUGACGGCAUCCGGAUCAAGGAUCGACGCGUACUCGUUGACGUCGAGCGUGGUCGCACAACAAAGGGCUGGAAGCCUCGCCGUUUGGGCGGUGGACUCGGGGGUCGCGGCUACACAAAAGCAAUGCCGUCCCGGCCCAUGGGGCCAGGCUUCAACGCGCCCUCAGGUCCAGGUGGGUUUGGAGGAGGUUUCCGUGGUGGCUUUGGUGGCAGAGGCUUCCGUGGCGGCGGUGGCUUCCGCGGCGGCGGUGAUCGUUUCGGUGGUCGUGGAGGAGUUGGCUUCCAAGGUGGCCGUGGUGGGUUUGGAGGUCAAGCUCCACCAAAUGCUCCUUCUGGUCCUGGCGGUGCCCGCAGUGGUGGAUUCGGAAGUAAUUAUGGCGGCGGCGGGGGUGCUGGUGGCAGGUUUGAUCGCGGAGUGACAGGUAGCAACCGCGAGCCCGUUCGCCCUCGAGACGCAUAUGCAGACCGUGAUCGCCGCGACGAUCGUGAUCGUGGCGAUCGCGCAGACAGGGGCGAUCGGGAUAGUGGCGACCGGUACAGAGACCGUGAUCGCAUGUCGGACCGCAACGGGGACCGUUAUCGCGACCGUGACCGUGAACGCGACAGAUAUGGUGGUGGUGCUGGUGGUGGUGGUAGCCGGGAGGACUAUGGGCGCAAGCGCCCUCGUGAGGAUGACGGCUAUGAUGACAGUCGCUCUAGGAGACGAUACUAA